Molecule: messenger RNA, 3088 nt
Organism: Arachis duranensis
Lineage: Eukaryota; Viridiplantae; Streptophyta; Magnoliopsida; Fabales; Fabaceae
Product: pentatricopeptide repeat-containing protein At1g20230-like
Biological process (GO): RNA modification
Molecular function (GO): protein binding; zinc ion binding; RNA binding
Source: RefSeq, a predicted model, not a curated record
CGCCAUCUCUGUUCCUGCCUCCGUCGCCAGCUCUCCGUUUCCAGCGCCAUCAUCCUUCUUUGCAUUUGAAACUUCGUGGCAACUCUCCAGUCAUCUUUGCUGCUCUCUUCCGCUACCUGCGCCGCUAUACUCUACUUCACUGUUAGACUGGUUGGAUCAAUGAACUAGUAAAUCAGUGACUAGAAUGGUUCGAUGACUGGUUCGGUUCUCAGAACUUUGCUCAAACCUCUUCGCAUCUUAUAGCAGAGUACGCUAAACAAGCUAUGCAAUAGCAACAAUAAACCUUCAAUCAUGUCCGCACCAAAAACCCCAAUCCCACUUAGUCUUCCUCCUUCCCACCCAUCGCAACACUAACAACAACAGUUAAACAUAACCCCAACAAAGAGAUUUUUUUAUGCCCUCCCAUGUUCAACGGAAUCUACAACAUAAUAUCGCAAUGCCUGAGUUCCAGCACCAUUACCCUUUCCCACGCGCGUCAAGCCCACGCGCACAUUCUCAAGCUCGACCUCUACGGCGACACCUACAUCGCCACAAGGCUUCUCUCUCACUACGCCAAUAAUCUCUGCUUUUCACAAGUCACAAACCUCGUACUCCAUUUCUUCCCCAAUCCAACCCUCCCUUCCUUCACCACCAUCAUCAAUGCCUUCGCCAGGUCCCACCAAUACGACGCCGUUCUCCGCCUCUUCUCCCUCAUGGGUCAUAAGGGUCUUGCCCCUGAUGGGUUCCUUCUCCCGAGUGCAAUCAAAGCCUGUGCUGCGUUGCAAGCCUUGAAGCCCGGGCUGCAGUUUCAUGGGUAUGCUUUUGCGUCUGGUUAUGCCUUGGAUUCAAUUUUGGCGUCUUCUCUGGUGCAUAUGUAUCUGAAGUGUGAUAGUAUUGGGGAUGCGCAUCGACUGUUUGAUGAAAUGCCUGAGAGGGAUGUUGUCGUUUGGAGCGCGAUGAUCGCGGGUUACUCGCGACGUGGGAUGGUUGAGAGGGCCAAGGAGAUGUUUAGUGAGAUGAUGAGUGAGGGGGUGGAGCCCAAUUUGGUAUCGUGGAAUGGGAUGCUUGCUGGGUUCAGCAAUGCAGGGUGGCAUGUUGAGGCUGUGGAGUUGUUCAAGACAGUGCUGAGCGAAGGUUUUUUGCCUGAUGGGUCAACCGUAUCAUGUGUGCUUCCUGCUUUGGGGCAGUUGGAGGAUGGAGUGGCUGCGAAACAGGUUCAUGGUUAUGUGAUCAAACAGGGAUUGGGAUUGGAUAGGUUUGUGGUAAGUGCGCUGCUUGAUAUAUAUGGGAAGUGCGGAUGCACACAUGAGAUGUUGCAGUUGUUUGAUGAGGUCGAUCAGAGGGAAGUUGGUUCUUUGAAUGCUUUUCUAAAUGGGUUGUCGCGAAAUGGUUUGAUUGACACUGCAUUGGAGGUGUUCAGGAAGUUCCUUGAUGAAGGAGUUGAAUUGAAUGUUGUGACUUGGACCUCUAUGAUAUCUAGCUGUGCGCAGAAUGGGAAGGACAUGGAAGCUUUGGAGCUUUUUAGAGAGAUGCAGGCUCAUGGAGUGGAGCCUAAUGCUGUAACGAUACCAAGCUUGAUUCCUGCAUGUGGAAAUAUUUCAGCAUUGAAGCAUGGGAAGCAAACCCAUUGCUUUUCUCUCAGGAAGGGGAUAUUUGAUGAUGUUUAUGUAGGUAGUGCAUUGAUAGAUAUGUAUGCGAAGUGUGGAAGAAUCCAGUUAUCUCGGCUUUGUUUUGAUAAAAUGUUGGAUCCAAAUUUGGUUUCUUGGAAUGCAGUAAUGAAAGGAUAUGCAAUGCAUGGGAAGGCUAAGGAAACAAUAGAGAUGUUUCGAAUGAUGCAAGAGAGUGGCAUGGAGCCUGAUGAGAUUUCCUACACGUGUGUGUUAUACGCAUGCGCCCAAAAUGGCUUAACUGAAGAAGGGUGGCAAUAUUUCAAUAGCCUGUCAAAAGAACAUGCCAUUGAAACUAAAACAGAACACUAUGCUUGCAUGGUCUGGGGAGCCUUACUAAGUUCCUGUAGAGUUCACCAUAAUUUGAGUUUAGGCGAGAUUGCUGCAGAAAAGCUUUUCCUGUUAGAACCCGAUAACCCGGGGAACUACAUUCUUCUGUCCAACAUCUAUGCUUCAAAGGGCAUGUGGGAUGAAGUAGACAGAAUUCGUGAUGUGAUGAAGAGUAAGGGUUUGAGGAAAAAUCCUGGCUACAGUUGGAUUGAGAUUGGAAACAAAGUACACAUGCUUGUUGCUGGUGACAAGUCGCAUCCACAAAUGCAAGAGAUAUUGGAGAAAUUGGAAAAGUUGAGUGUUGAGAUGAAGAAAUGUGGUCACCUUCCUAAGACUGGACUUGUGCUGCACGAUGUGGAGGAACAAGAGAAGGAGCAGAUAUUGUGUGGGCACAGUGAGAAGUUGGCAGUAGUAUUAGGACUACUCAACACGAGUCCGGGGCAGCCUCUUCAAGUGAUUAAGAACCUGAGAAUCUGCAGUGACUGCCAUGCCGCUAUAAAAUUUAUUAGCAGUUUGGAAGGGAGAGAAAUUUUUGUGAGAGACACAAAUCGUUUUCACCAUUUCAAGGAUGGUGUUUGCUCUUGUGGAGAUUAUUGGUAAUUUCUCAUGAACUUCAUUUCUAGGGACAUCUGGUUUCUGCCAAACACAGAAUACACUAAUCAAGAUUAUUUGUAUACAUUUGAUGCAAUGGAGUUGUCAAGUUGAGAGCAAUGGAUGUGCAUUGUCAUUUUAGCAAUUGGCAGUUAGAUUAUAGUUAGCUGUCCCCAGUGGGUCUCAGUUUGACAAAUAAACAUUUCUGUUCAGUCCCUUGUUUCCUGUAACGGAGAUCUUCUGUCAGCCGCAUGAUCUAGAUUAUACUGAAAGGCGAUGGUGGUCCAUAUCAGCAGAUUUUCCUUUUUAGUUCUGUCCAUGUUGUUGGCAGAUGCAUGAUUUAGCAUCAAUUAGGAAAUUUAAAGACAUAAAUUCGAGAUAUUGUUCCUCACAAGCUAGCCUUCACAGCCUCCAGUAUUUUUUGUGGAGCUGACCAUGUGUUUCAUCUGUUAUAAAUAACAUUAGUGUCAACUUGGGAUAGAAUUUUAUUACUAUAAAUCCUACUUUUAUUUUUGAAUUCA